GCAGCGCACAGUUUAGCCCGUCACAGAAGGCCGAGAGAGCAGAGCCGCUUCCUUCCUUCUCAGCCACGAGCAGCAGCACUGAGGAGUCCUCCAUACAGCUCGAGCAACACUUCUCUCCACCGCUUCCUGCAGUCUCUCUAUAAUUAUCCACCUACAAGGUCGUGGGAAACCAGCAAGGUUGAAGGAAUGGAAGAAGAAGUAAGAAAGUACUUUUGAAAGCCUGAGGACAUGUUGACCCUCCGCUUUGGACAGCAUCUCAUCAAGGCCUCGGCCGUGUUCCUGCAGACGGAGCUGUCCUUUGCUCUGGUCAACAGGAAGCCUGUAGUGCCCGGACAUGUGUUGGUGUGCCCUCUGAGACCGGUGGAACGGUUUGUGGACCUGAAGCCAGAUGAGGUGUCGGACUUAUUCAGAACCACUCAGAGAGUCGCUCAGCUGCUGGAGAAGCACUUCAACGCCACCUCGCUGACCAUCGCCAUCCAGGAUGGCCCUGAAGCUGGACAAACCGUGAAGCACGUCCACGUCCACGUGCUGCCCAGGAAGGCAGGAGAUUUCGAGCGGAAUGACAGCGUCUAUGAUGAGUUGCACAAGCAUGACCGAGAAGAUGAGGACAGUCCCUCCAAGUGGAGAUCAGAAGAGGAGAUGGCCGCAGAAGCUUCAGAUUUGAGGAAACAGCUCGAGAAUCCCUAAGUGGUAUAUUUAAAAGCAGCCUGAAAAAUACUAAUAAAACUGAAUGGAAACCAUGAGCUGUCCAAAACUUUGGUUUGUGAGCAAAUAAACAAGUGAAUAUUAGAC
Molecule: messenger RNA, 792 nt
Organism: Eleginops maclovinus (Patagonian blennie)
Lineage: Eukaryota; Metazoa; Chordata; Actinopteri; Perciformes; Eleginopidae
Gene: fhit
Product: fragile histidine triad diadenosine triphosphatase
Exons: 9
Coding region: 229-687 (152 amino acids)
Biological process (GO): negative regulation of proteasomal ubiquitin-dependent protein catabolic process; diadenosine triphosphate catabolic process; intrinsic apoptotic signaling pathway by p53 class mediator
Cellular component (GO): nucleus; cytoplasm; plasma membrane
Molecular function (GO): bis(5'-adenosyl)-triphosphatase activity; ubiquitin protein ligase binding
Source: RefSeq, a predicted model, not a curated record